GCGCGCAAUUAUUUUCGAAGAACAAUUUGGGCCUCAAGAUGGCAGCUUCCAUUUGGAAAUUCGGCAAACUUGUUUUGCCUAAAGCGAGAGGAUCUCCUCGUCUUUUCAAGUCCUUGGAGUCAAGUUCAGUGCUUCCUCAGUAUGAUCAGCACAGGAACCUCUCUAUCCAUGAGUACAUGGGUUACCAGCUGUUGGAAGAAGCAGGUGUUCCCAUCCCCAAGGCUGAGGUGGCCACUACCGCACAGAGAGCGUAUGAAAUUGCCAAGAGCUUAGGAUGUGACCAUAAUGGUUCAGGGUCUGGAGAUGUGGUCGUCAAGGCACAGGUGUUGGCUGGUGGGAGGGGGAAGGGGCACUUCACCAGUGGCUUAAAGGGAGGGGUCAAACUUGCCUUCUCACCGGAAGAGGUCAAAGAUCUUGCCUCCCAGAUGAUCGGUAACAAGCUAAUCACAAAACAGACGGGUGAAGCGGGCAGGAUCUGCAACUCGGUUCUUGUCUGUGAAAGGAUGUAUGUCAGGAGAGAGUACUACUUUGCAAUCACAAUGGAAAGGGCAUUCAAUGGGCCGGUCUUGGUAGCCAGUUCACAGGGUGGGGUAAACAUAGAGGACGUCGCAGCAGAGAAUCCAGAUGCAAUCAUCAAAGAACCUAUCGAUAUUGAAGCAGGUAUCCAGAGAUCACAAGCUGAGAAGGUGGCUAAACUCAUGGGCUUCCCAGAGAAAGCUGUACCACAGGCUGCAGAAACGUUUAUGAACCUGUAUAAUAACAUAUUCAUAAAGUAUGAUGCUACUAUGCUCGAGAUUAACCCCCUGGUAGAAGACAGCGAUGGAAACGUCCUUUGUAUGGACUCCAAGAUCAACUUCGAUGACAAUGCUUCAUACAGACAAAAGAAGAUCCACGAUUUGAGGGACUGGUCACAAGAAGAUGAGCGAGAAGUUUCGGCAUCUGAAUACAAUCUCAACUACAUAGGCCUUGAUGGAGACAUUGGUUGCUUAGUAAAUGGAGCUGGUUUAGCCAUGUCCACCAUGGAUAUCAUUAAACUCCAUGGAGGCACCCCUGCAAACUUUCUUGACGUCGGGGGCGGGGCUACGGCAGACCAAGUCAAGCAGGCAUUCAAACUCAUCACAUCGGACAGCAAGGUGCAAGCGAUCAUGGUGAAUAUCUUUGGAGGAAUCAUGCAAUGUGACAUCAUCGCUAAGGGUAUCAUCGCCGCUGCUAAUGAACUCAGUCUUAAAGUACCCAUUGUAGUAAGGUUACAGGGAACCCAGGUUGAGGAAGCCAAAGCAAUUAUUGCAUCAAGUGAUCUCAGGAUAUUGGCUUGUGAUGACCUAGAUGAAGCAGCAAAAAUGGUUGUUAAAUUAUCCACCAUUGUAGGAUUAGCAAAAGACGCCCACGUAGACGUCAACUUCCAGCUACCACUAUGAGCGGAGGAGAGUCAAAUGCACAAAUUUGAGGGUCUAACCGCCUUUUAUUCAGAGAUAAGAAAAAAUUCUUGUUAUAUUAUUGUCAUUAUUCACUUUAUUUAGUAAAGUAUUUAUGUGUGUGUUUAUUUCCCCGAAUACAACCACAUUUGGUUUUGUUUUCACAAUGUGUUUAACUGAAAUGGACUUAUCUUUUACCUCACAUGUAUACAUGCAUUCUGAACAUGUGGUUUAAUUUUGAGGUACUCUGAUACAGCAUUGCACCUCUUUAAAGAAUGUUGCGAGCGCAUUAAUUUAAUCUUAAAUCAUUGAACACUUAAAUUCUGAAAUUCCUUUAUGAUAUAUACAGGGACCACUUUAACCAAUGUUGUAUUACAUUUAAACUUAAAGGAAAUCACUACUUAAUACAAGGUAAAAAAAAAAUAUCUUGUCUGAAAGGGGGUAUCAUUUGUUAAAUGUGCUUAUACAUUUUCCUAUGAUACACAAUUUGAUAAAUUCUGAAGAUCUCUCCACAUGCUGUCAAUAGGUAAAUAAGGUUAAUUGGUCAGUGGCAGAUAGACGUAAGUCCAGAGUGAUGUCCCAUAUAAUCAGAACUAGGAGGACAUAACAUAUUGAGGGAUUUGAAAUACACAACCUCUGGUCAUUCAGGGAGAAACUUGUAUUCAUACAUCAAAGUCUAUGCUGCGAUACCAGAGCCUCAAAUGAUACAAAAUUAGUGAUUGAUUGUAGGUCUGAUUUCUAAGAUUGAUUGCAUUGAUAUUUGUGUAUGAUCAACUGUAAGAAUCAGCCCUUUGAUCAAUCGCUAAGCUUUAUGAUAAGGGUGCCCAGAUUGUAACAGUCCAAGAGUUGAAUAAAAUUUUGUGAGCUAUUAGAAGAGAAAGGUGUGUGCUUGUAUAGAUGAAUCAGAAUUAAAUAGUAUGCAAGAUAUAGUGACCUCAUGACUGGUAUGGAAGUUUGAACUAGAUUUUUCAACUUGUGAUGUUACAUCCUUUUGCCGGUGAAUCAGCGUGAAAGAACACACUAUGAAACAUUGAUUGAGACAUACAUGUAUAAAAUAUUAGAAUAUAAAACACAGGCUACUUUGACGCACAAAUCAGAAUUUUAUUCAGACCAAGAUUCUCAAACAAGAAUAGAGUAGUUUCACAAUGACAUUACAAGGUGAUAAGGGUUUUUUUUUAAGUUAAUAUGAUUUCUGCUAUCCAUUGAGUAAAAUAUAAAUUUAUAUGAACAUUAUUCCCCUCACAAAUCAAGUGCUUUUUAAGAAUACAUUGACAAAUACAUGUAGUAUAUGCCUAUUGGCUGAUUGAAUUCAAAUUAAUAAUACAUUUCUGUAUUCUUAGAUCUAAAUUAGUAUUAUUGCUGAAUAUUAAUAAAAUACAAUGUAUUUUGCUCUGAUUUUCAAAAAGCGCACCCCAUUUUAAAAAAAUCAGACAAUUUGCCAAUUUAUCAUAAUCUGAGCGAUGUAAAUAUAUAGCAGAAAUAUCAUUCAGUUUUAACUUUAUUUUCUGUUCCUUUUUCACACAGCAGUGCAAAUGAGAGGAAAACUAUAUAGUUCUAUAUAUGUAAUGGUAUAAAGGAUUGUUGUAAUAUGUUGUACAAGUUGUUUCUUUUUUAAUGCACACAACUGUUGUGUGAGCAUACAUGAUAUGCAAUUGUUUAUUCAUAGGUGAUAUGAAUUAAAUGAAUUCUAACAUGAAAAUAUCA
Molecule: messenger RNA, 3119 nt
Organism: Lytechinus variegatus (green sea urchin)
Lineage: Eukaryota; Metazoa; Echinodermata; Echinoidea; Temnopleuroida; Toxopneustidae
Gene: sucla2
Product: succinate--CoA ligase [ADP-forming] subunit beta, mitochondrial-like
Exons: 13
Coding region: 39-1418 (459 amino acids)
Biological process (GO): succinyl-CoA metabolic process; tricarboxylic acid cycle
Cellular component (GO): mitochondrion; succinate-CoA ligase complex
Molecular function (GO): metal ion binding; succinate-CoA ligase (ADP-forming) activity; ATP binding
Source: RefSeq, a predicted model, not a curated record